Molecule: messenger RNA, 931 nt
Organism: Culex quinquefasciatus (southern house mosquito)
Lineage: Eukaryota; Metazoa; Arthropoda; Insecta; Diptera; Culicidae
Exons: 2
Coding region: 177-554 (125 amino acids)
Source: RefSeq, a predicted model, not a curated record
UCGUGCUCGAAGUCGGCCGGGUCGCGCAAUUGCCAUCGCUGGACACCGGUUCAUCCAUGAGGGACGGAUUUGAGGGCCACGACGGAGUCAACAUUCUCGAGGUCGGCCGGGUUGUCAAUACCGAGUUGCUGAAAUUGUGGUAAGCGCAAUCGCCAUCGCUGGACACAGCAUCAUUCAUGACGGCCGGAUUUGAGGACCACGACGGAGUUAAGAUUAUCACGGUCUCUUGCGUGCUCGAAGUCGGCCGGGCCGCGCAAUUGCCAUCGCUGGAUACCGCGUCAUUCACGAAGGCCGGAUUUGAGGACCACGACGGAGUAAAGAUUCUCGCGGUCUCUUGCGUCCUCGAAGUCGGCCGGGUCGCGCAACUGCCAUCGCUGGACACCGCGUCAUUCACGAAGGCCGGAUUUGAGAACCACGACGGAGUCAAGAUUCUCGCGGUCUCUUGCGUGCUCGAGGUUGGCGAGGCGAUUCCGGUGGACACUGCAUUGCCUAACCCAUUCACCUGGUCAAGUUGGGAUCUAGUUGAAAUUUACCAACGCCGACGGAUGAAAUAACAAAAUCAGCUGAAUGGGACGGCGUCUCGUUGUUGGAAUUGCCUAAGAAUCUUCCGAUGUUCGGAACACCGGAAUCGUUACUCGUAGCUUCCGGCAUUUCUUCGUCCAGUGGCUCGUGUCGGUCUAGCAGUAGACUUCCGCAGUUCGCAUCCGGCAUAUCUUCAUCCUGUAGCUCGUGUUUUGUGAUAAAACUUUCAAACCAAUCCGGCGUCUCUUCUUCUAACGGUUCGGCCGGGAAGGAUUGAGGAUUAUCUAAAUGCUCAACAGACCAUUCAGCGGAAUCCACACCCGGAGGCGGGUCCGUAUCCAAAAAUUCCACCGAUCAAUCUUCUCCAAACUGGUCCAUCCUCACACUCAAGUAGCAGCAGAAAAAAAAA